AUGGCUCAGAAGCUCGAUAAUAUAGGUUCCUCCACUGAUGACAAAGAUAUGACACUGAAGCUGGGAAACGUACACCUGAGUUUAAGAAAGGGACUACUGCAGCAGGAAAAGGCUGAUGUGAUUGUAACUAACUCCGCAGGCAAUCUCAACCUUAAGGCUGGCCGAACUACACAGGCACUGCUUGAGGCAGCAGGGGAGAUAAUUCAGGAACAAUGUCAGGAAAAUUACCCAUAUGGUAUCAGUCUUGGAGAUGUUGCAGAGACAGAUGGAGGCAACCUUAAUUGUCAAUAUGUCUUUUAUUGCUUCAUGACAUCAUGGAAGGAUGAAGAGAAAGAUUCCUCAAGAGGAAUUUUUUCUAACUGUGUUAAAACCUGCUUAAACAAGGCUGAUGCACAUGGUGUAAGUUCAAUGGUAUUCCCUGCACUGGGGACAGGGCUGCUGAGGUUUCCAGUGGACGAGAUCCUUAAACUUGUGAUUCUGUGUAUCAUAGAGUUCUGUGAAUCUAAACCAUUGUCUACACUCACUGACAUAGCAAUGAUAGUCCAUCCCAACGAUGACAAGAUAUUACAAGGACUCAGUGAAAAAAUGAAAAAGCUGCAGAAAAAGCCAUCAGGUGAUGCAGAGACCAGAAGUGAUUUUGAACAGAGGAGUGAAAAGAUACAAAUCGGAAAAACUUCUGUUACUAUGGUUACAGGAUCCAUUGUAGAACAAAAGGCCGAUGUCCUUGUGAACCUGACAAACAGUCGUUUGAGGCUGAACACAGGGAUGCUUUCCAGGGCUUUUCUGAAUGCUGCAGGUGAUGACCUACAGGUAGAGUGUGAUACCUUUGCUGGGGGUCUCAAUUGUGGAGACAUCGCUGUCACUGAAGGAUACUCUUUGCCUUGCAAGAUGGUGUACCAUACUACAUUACCUAAUUACACAACAAGGGAAAAAGACUCCCACUUAAAGGUCCUGACCUUGGUAAUUCAGCAAUGCUUGAUGCAGUUAGAAGAUGAGAAAUUCCAGAGUAUUGCUUUUCCCUGUUUUGGCUCUGGUCAGCAUGGAUAUCCAGACGACCUUGCUGCAGCGACUUUUCUUCAGACUGUGGAUUGUUACUGUCAAGACAAUAGGUCAACCUGUAUUAGGGAUAUCUCUUUAGUCAUAUACCCUGGAGGGUUAGAUAAAUGGAGGGAGGUCUGGCAGACAUUUGUCAAAGAACUAAAUGAUUUAAAAAGAAGACAUGCUCAAGACUCUGAUGCUGAAAUGAAGACUAAACCAGUAUAUGUACUACCUAAUCAGGGAGCUAGACCAAAGGUAAUGGUGAGAUUUGACCCACAGCAGAAGAAAGGAACCGUAGAUUCUCCACAGAUACCAGCAACACCAGCUCGAGGAACAAAAGAAUGGUUUAAAAUGAAGUACACAGAGGAUAUAUGCACUCCUAAAUAUUGGCUUCACCACAAGGGGGGUACCCAUGUAAAAAAGCUAAAACUAUCACUAGAAGUUUCUAUGAAAAAGUCUUAUGUUCUAAAAGAGGUCGAUCGCCAUACAAGAAAUGCUGUAGUCAGACUAGUGACUGAAACAUGGGAGAAGGACAAGGUUGGAGCUGGCAAAGAUGCUAGAGGCUUAGAUGAACUAAGCUAUAGUAAGAUUGAGGUGAAAGAUGUUCUCAGAGUGGAAAACUUGGAUCUGUACGAAAAAUAUGCAAUAGAACGACAGAGAAUUUUUUCCAAGGCUUGGAAGAAAGGUGGCUGUCUGACAUCAGUGCAGGACAGUCAAGGGUCAGGGGGUCAGGUUCAUACUUAUACCAAAAUGAACUCUUGUUUAAAAAAUGAGCUAUUUCCAGAGAUUAAUGAACAUUAUUUGUUCCAUGGAACAAAGGAAAACAUCAUCGAGAAAGUGUUGUCACAGGGACUAGAUAAUCGGAUGGCAGGAGAUAAUGCUAUGUUUGGUGCAGGUGUAUAUGCUGCUGAGAGCUCCACAAAAGCUGACCAAUAUACCGAUUACAAAGACAGAAGGACAUCAUCUCCAAAGAAAAUGUUUCUGGUGAAAAUGUGCCUAGGGGAGGUACAUGUAUCCAACACAGCUUCCAAGUACAGGCGACCUCCAUGUAAAAAGUGUGUUAAAGACGACUGCGCACACAAACAUUUCUACGACAGUGUAGUAGGAGAUGGAAAAUGGAUUUUUCGGGAAUUUGUUCUGUAUGAUCCACGCCAAAGUUACCCAGAAUUCAUGAUCACAUAUGUCAGAAAAUGA
This is a messenger RNA of Ylistrum balloti, 2232 nucleotides long. RefSeq names its product protein mono-ADP-ribosyltransferase PARP14-like. NCBI's taxonomy places the organism in Eukaryota, Metazoa, Mollusca, Bivalvia, Pectinida, Pectinidae. Gene Ontology annotation, molecular function: NAD+ poly-ADP-ribosyltransferase activity; transcription corepressor activity. Gene Ontology annotation, biological process: negative regulation of gene expression. The record is from RefSeq and is a predicted model, not a curated record. The transcript has 10 exons. The coding region runs from base 1 to 2232 and encodes 743 amino acids. Gene Ontology annotation, cellular component: nucleus; cytoplasm.